UAAAGACUGUGUCUCAAAAAUCUGUUGAUGUUUUCAUUCCUUCUGAUUUUUAUAAUUUACGCUUCUUGAAUCCGAACACAAAUGGAUAUUACACAUCGUUGGCAAGCACCAGUCAAAUACAAAAUUCUGUUGCAAUUAGAAACUCCAACCAAAAGCUUGGUUAUAACACUGUUGAAUCGUCAUCCUAUAUUCAAAAUGUCGAACAAGAUUGUCGAAAUUCUCAAAGGAGAAAAAUUGUGAGUUUUGAGAUUGAUCAUAGAGAUGAUGACAACUCUUUCGAACAAGAGCUAUCUCUUGCUUCUAAUGCUUCUCAAAUGCUUCUUAUUUUGAAUGAUGAAGAUGAUAUCUCAGCAUUUGAUCAGCAAACUGCUCAUAUUGGGACCAGUUUUGUUGGAGAUAAUUCAACUUCUACGCAUUUUGAUUCAAAUCAAUAUAAUAUUCCUCUAAAUUUAGGUGGGCCAAGAUAUGUGUAUUGUUUUUGCGGUGCACAGAUGUGGUAUGAAGAAAGAAAAAAUAAGUCAAGGAAUGAGCGGAAUCCGAGAUUUACCAUGUGUUGUAUGGAAGGCAAAGUGUCUUUGCCACCUUUCAAGCAAACACCUUCAUUAUUGGCUACAUUGCUCAAUUACAAAGGUGGUCGAACUGCUUAUAAAUUUAGACACAACAUACGAAUUUACAAUUCGAUGUUUCAGUUCACAUCUAUAGGUGGUAAAAUAGACAGUGAAAUUAAUAGAAGGCCAGGACAUAUGUCUUUCAGAUCAAUGGGCAAAAUCAUCACAAGAUAGGUUCUUUGUUACCUGUUGAUGGUGAAAGACCGAAGUUUGCGCAAUUAUAUAUUUAUGAUACUGAGAAUGAAGUGUCUAAUAGAAUUAAUGCAUUGGGAUAUGAUGUUCAACAAUCUGGUGUCGAAGAGAAUAUUGUGAAGGAAUUAAUGGAAAUGCUUGACCAAACUAAUCAAAUUGUCAAAGCUUUUCGAAUGGCCAAGGAACUGUUUAAAGAACCUGAUUACAUACCAGUUAAAUUGAGAUUGAUUGGUGCACGAAUGAAUGAUGGUCAGCAAUAUACAAAUGUUAUCUCUUCAGAAGUUGCUGUACUUAUUGUGGGAGAUGUAGAUCAAUUGAUUGACAAGCGUGACAUCAUCAUUGAACAUAGAUCUAAUGGUUUGCGAAGGAUAAGUGAUUUGCAUCCAGCAUUUAUGCCUAUGCAAUAUCCGCUGUUAUUUCCUUACGGAGAAGAUGGCUUUCAUCUUAAUAUUCCAUACCAAAAGUGGAAUCACACAACCAAAACGAAGCGAGGGACUGCGACUGCAAGAGAGUUUUAUGUUUACAUACUUCAAUUUCGCUUGAAUCAAGGUUUCACAUUGUUCUUGGGUGGAAAACUUUUUCACCAAUAUAUAACUGAUGCAUUUACAAGCGUUGAAGGAAUGAGAUUGGAUUAUAAUUUGAGGAAUCAAAAGAAGUUUAGAACUAAAAUUUUUCAGGGAGUAGUCGAUGCUUUCACAAGAGGUGAUACAAAUGGAAACAUGAUUGGGAAAUGAAUAAUUUUGCCAGCAAGCUUUACUGGAGGGCCACGUUAUUACAUGCAAAAUUAUCAGGAUGCCAUGGCAAUAUGUACAUAUUAUGGAUACCCGGAUCUCUUUAUCACCUUUACAUGUAAUAGUAGAUGGCCAGAAAUAAUUGCAGCAUUGAAGUUCAUUGACGGACAACGAGUGGAAGAUAGACCAGAUAUUGUUUGUCGGGUUUUCAAGAUUAGACUUCGAUGUUUCAUCAAAGAGUUGGUAGAUGAUCAACAUUUUGGAAAAGUCCGAGCAGUAAUCUACACGAUAGAAUUUCAGAAGAGAGGGCUUCCUCAUGCACAUAUAUUACUGUGGUUACAUCUUGAUAAUAGGUGUCUCAGUCCGAAAGAUAUUGAUUGCAUUAUUUCUGCUGAAAUACCUGAUUCGAACAUUGAUCCUUCGAGCUAUAAGGCUUUCAUAGACUUUAUGGUGCACGGACCAUGUGGAACAAUGAAGCCAAACGCUAUAUGCAUGAUCAAAAACCAGUGCAGCAAACAUUAUCCGAUAAAGUUCCAACCUCGAACACUUUUACCAGAAGAUGGAGUUCCACUUUAUAGAAGAAGAAAUCAAUCAAAAGCUAUUCUGUUGGAUGUCAAAUCUGGAUUCGAAAUUGAUAAUCGGUACAUUGUUCCUCACAAUCGGAAUUUGUUGGUCAAAUACCAAUCCCACAUCAAUGUUGAAAUCUGUAAUAAAGCAAGAUCCAUCAAAUACCUUUUCAAAUAUCUAAGCAAGGGUCCUGACAAAAUUAGAGUUGCUAUCGAACAAAGUGCCACAGCAAAUGCAUCCAAUAUUCACAUGACUUUUACAGCAGUUGAUGAAAUUAAAAACUACUUAGAUUGUAGAUAUGUUUCGGCACAUGAAGCAUGCUGGAGGUUGUUUAGUUUUGAAUUGCAUUAUAGAGAUCCAUCAGUGGAACGUUUGCCCAUUCAUUUUCCUAAUCAACAGAGGGUAUCUUUUUGUGAUAAUGAUUGCCUAUUACGUGUUCUUUCUAGACCUGGAAUUCGUGUACAAAAUUCACAAAAUGGAUGGAAGCUAAUGCACUACAUGAAGAUGCACGAUGUACCAUCUGAUUUCAAAGAUUUACGUACAGUUGAUGGAAUCUUAUAUGAAUCAUUUCAAGCUGCCUGUAAUGCAUUGGGUUUGUUGGGUGAUGAUAAAGAAUGGGAUGAUGCUUUGGCACAAGCAUCUCAGUGGGCUAUGCCUUAUCAAUUGAGGCAACUUUUCACAACAAUAAUAUACCAUGCUGUUUUGCAAUCUGUUGCUCAUGAUGAAGGAACUUUUUUUUUCGUGUAUGGUCAUGGUGGUACAGGAAAAACUUUUCUUUGGAAAACCAUCAUAUGUGCCCUCAAAGGAAUUGGUCAAGUUGUUUUAACUGUUACUUCAUCUGGCAUAGCUUCUUUAUUACUUCCUCGAGGUAGAACUGCUCAUUCAAAAUUCAAGAUACCUAUUGAUGUUGAUGAUCUGUCUACUUGUGAAAUAAAAAAAGGAACACAAUUAGCAAGAUUGCUUCAAAAAACUGCUCUUAUUCUUUGGGAUGAAGCACCAAUGAUACAUAGGAAUUGUUUGGAAGCAUUGCAUAGAAGUCUCCAAGAUAUUAUGCUUGAUGAUACCCGACAUGAAAACAACAAAACCUUUGGCAAAAAAACAGUCUUCCUCGGAGGUGAUUUCGGACAAAUUUUGCCUGUCAUUCCAUCUGGAUCUAAGCAUGAUGUGAUCAAUGCUUCGAUAUGUAAAUCUCCUCUAUGGGAACAUUGCAAAAUCUUUACUCUACAAACAAACAUGAGAUUAUUGAGUCGAUCGCUUGAUCAAACUGCAACUGGUGAAAUCGAAGACUUUGCUACAUGGAUUUUGUAUGUUGGUGAUGGUUGUGCACAAGGAAUUGGUCCUAAUGUUGAUGACGAUACAACAAUCAUCAAAAUUCCAAAUGAUUUGUUGGUUAGUCCAGGAAAUAAUCCAAUUCAAACGAUAUGUUCUACUAUCUAUCCUGACUUUGCUAAAAAAAUUACAGAUAUAUCAUAUUUGCAACAUACGGCGAUAGUAACUCCGUACAAUGAUACAAUCACCCUCAUCAACGAGUUCAUGUUUUCCGAACUGCCUGGUGAUAUCAAAACUUAUUUGAGCUGUGACACAAUUUCAAAGAGUUCGUUGAGCACCAGAGAUGAAGAUUUUUUGUAUCCUAUUGAGUUUCUCAAUUCUCUAUCUUUUAAUGGGAUUCGAACCAUAAACUUCAACUAA
Messenger RNA from Theobroma cacao (cacao), 3787 nucleotides. NCBI's taxonomy places the organism in Eukaryota, Viridiplantae, Streptophyta, Magnoliopsida, Malvales, Malvaceae. The record is from RefSeq and is a predicted model, not a curated record.